AUGGUUACGCGUCAGCAAAGGCCAAGACGUGACAGGAGAAGACUUAUAUCUGCAUUUGGAAAAUUAUCUAGGGAACAAACUCAACAAUGUCUCGAAGGUGAUGAAAACUUCAUUCAAACAAUGAAUAAUAAUAUUUAUACGGAAAGUUUUGAAAAUAAAUUUCUUCAAACAACAAAAGAUUUUUAUUGUUCAAAAGAGUUUCCUGUUAUUGAAUCAAAUGAUAAAAUGUUGGAAUAUUUGAAAAUGGUAACAGACUAUUUUGAUUAUGAAAUCAAUCAAGCGAAAACUUAUCUACCUGAAGAAAAAUCAACAUUAACAACAUUGAUAUUCUUAUUAGAAUCAAUAUUUUUUCCAACUGAUAUUUUCAAUAUUAUUGUAGAAAAACUACAAUUACUCGUAGCAGAUGAGAAUAACUAUCAAGUUCUGUUAUUUGAACCAAUUUAUAAAUUAACAAAAUUAAAAAAUGAAUUGUUAAAGUUAAUUGAAACUCAUGUUUACCAAAAAGCAAUUGAGUCUAUCACUGACGAUUUAAUUAAUAAUCCCUUGUUUUACAUUGAAACAAUUGUUAAUAUUCAUGGGAAGUAUCUAAAACUUAUUCAGGAAACCUUUGUAGGGGAUCAAAGUUUUGUUGCCAGUUUUGAUAAAGGUUAUGCUAAAUUUAUGAAUCAAAAUCCAAUAUCAAAAACGACUGGUAACACCAUGACAUUUGCAGAAAUAUUCGCUCGAUAUUGUGAUACAUUACUGAGAAAAGGAAGUAAAGCUGUAAAAAAUGAUAAUUGGGAUGAAAAGUUGAAUAAUAAUUAUUCAACUUGA
Messenger RNA from Adineta steineri, 813 nucleotides. The record is from the annotation of a GenBank genome assembly. Lineage: Eukaryota; Metazoa; Rotifera; Eurotatoria; Adinetida; Adinetidae.